AUGUUGGGUGUGAAAGAAGAUGACGAUGAGAUCGAGGCCGCGACGACUUCUUAUACCCCUCUGCCGAACAUCAAAGUAUUCAUCGCCGACCAGAAUGCUUCCGGCGCCGAGGCCGUUGUCGCGGAACUUAACAAGUCUGGCCAAGGCAUGGCUCAGUCCGGACAGCUCGACGUCCGCGAUUGGAACCAACAAGCCAAAGUCUUCGGCCAAGCCAUCCACGCUCUAGGAGGACGAAUCGACUACGUCUACUCUAUCGCCGGCAUCAAUGAACGUCGCUGGAUCGACAACAACCCGAGUGCCGAAGGCUUCCAAGCGCCAGACCUCAGUGUGCUAGACGUGGACGUCACUGGGUUGAUGUACACUGUGUCUCUGGCAGUGCAGCAGUUCCGAAGGCAAGACAAAGACUCGAACGGCUUCAGAGGCAAGAUUGGUUGCGUUGCCAGUGUAUGUGGGUUCUACUGCUGCCCAACUCUGCCGAUCUACACCGCAGCAAAACACGCCGUCGUCGGCUUCGUCCGCUCUUACGGCAAAUGGCUUCCCGAAGAAGGCAUCACCUUCAACGCCGUCUGCCCCAACGUCGUCCGCACAAACAUCUCCACCCCUGCGUUCUACGACAGUCUGGAAAAGGUCAAUCUCCUUACGCCUCUGGAGUCGGUUCCCGAUGCCUUUGAGAAGCUGCUCGGCGCCAACAAGGAUUCCGGCGAGUGCUACGAGACCGGUCCGAACUACCACAAAGGGCAGGGAGUCCUUCAGACCCGGGGACCGCCAUUUGUCGACGAUGAAAGUGCCAAGGUAUUCGAUAUGCUGUAUGCGAGAGGAAAGCCGCUGCAUCUGCCGAAGUGA
This is a messenger RNA of Cyphellophora attinorum, 843 nucleotides long. Its product is annotated as Diacetyl [(S)-acetoin forming]. The transcript has 3 exons. The coding region runs from base 1 to 843 and encodes 280 amino acids. Gene Ontology annotation, cellular component: cytoplasm. The record is from RefSeq and is a predicted model, not a curated record. Gene Ontology annotation, molecular function: oxidoreductase activity, acting on the CH-OH group of donors, NAD or NADP as acceptor. NCBI's taxonomy places the organism in Eukaryota, Fungi, Ascomycota, Eurotiomycetes, Chaetothyriales, Cyphellophoraceae.